Caenorhabditis elegans is the source of this 969-nucleotide messenger RNA. RefSeq names its product Serpentine Receptor, class T (gene sru-38). The record is from RefSeq and is marked reviewed. Lineage: Eukaryota; Metazoa; Nematoda; Chromadorea; Rhabditida; Rhabditidae. The transcript is spliced from 4 exons. The coding region runs from base 1 to 969 and encodes 322 amino acids.
AUGUCCGUUUACGGAUUCAAUCCAAUUGAUAACCUCCCAGAGUAUUAUAAUUUUGCAUACUCAUUCAAUAUUCUCACUAUUUUUACUAUUGUUACUGCUACCUACACUAUAUUUUCUUUUGGAGUUACAUUAAAAAUGUGUAUUUUUUAUUUGAAGAAUAGAAAUUCUGAUGUGCUGAAAAGUGGCUUGCGAGCUGAUGUUUUUCGGAUAUUCUUGCUCAUGCAGUUGUGGAAUGCAUUUCACGUUUUACUGGAUUUUCUAGUUGUUCGAAUUCCACUUACAUCAAUAUUUACUUCAUAUUGCUCUCUUUAUAAACCAGAGGUGGCAUUGAAAAUAUUAACACUGCUAUUCACAGGAUGUGUGUAUACAUCUCAUCUUUUAACAUUGGCGUUUUGUGUUCAAAGAGUUGCGUUGUUGUAUGCGGAUGAAUAUCAGAAAGAUAUAAUAUCAAAAGUGUUUGACAUUGUCUGCCCAAUUCUUAUUGUUUUUGGUCAUUCUCUCGGUAUUCCUCAUUUGCUUCUCACAACUUCUUGUUUUCAAAUGGGAAUUCCAUAUCCAUUUGGUUCAAUUGUUAUAACGGCCAGCCGGAUGGAUAUGCCAGUUUAUGCAAUAAUAUAUGCAAUUUCCACAAAUGCAAUGAUUGUUUUGAUCGUUGUUACAACGAUUUUCAUGUUUGCAAAACUACAUCAGAAGCGAAAAUUAAGCGCUGAGUUGCAUCGUACCUACAAUUCAAAAUCUGAGAAGGUACUGACUGCAACAAUGAUUUUUAUUAUCCUUCCUAUUGUAAUGCCUGCAAUUCUGUCGAUUGUUGAUAUAUUCGCUUACGGUCUUUAUCCAUAUAUCUUCCUUUUUCGGUGUAUCUGCUUAGAUGCUCGAGCUCAUAUCGUUUCAUGCUAUUUUUAUUUCACUCAUCAGAUUUUUAAAAAGAAACAAUUGAAUAGGGUUGAAUGUGAGAGUGGUCAGAAAUAA